UCCAGCCGGGACCUGCUGGGCAACCGGACGCUGCUCUUCAUCUUCGUCUGCGCCUUCGCGCUGGUGACCCUCCUGCAGCAGAUCCUCUACGGGAGGAAUUACUUCAGGAGUGGGCUGCAGUUUAGCUGGCAGAGUGGAGAGGAAGUGGCCAAUUGGACCGGCGGUCCCAAUUUCACGGAUGGAGGAGCUCUGAGGACUGGCAGUGGCCCAGGCACAAGGUACUUUGAAUUUUAUGAAGGUCCUUUAGCGUUCAACUCCUCAAAAUGUCUGGAGCUGAGGCGGGACAUCAUUGAGGUGAAGGUACUUUCAAUGGUGAAGCAGACCGAAUUGUUUGAGAGGUGGAAGAAUCUUCAGAUGUGCAAAUGGGAGAUGAAUAUCACAGAAGCCAACUUCUUCAAGUCUACUUUGGCCAGAUGUUGCAAUGCACCAGCUUUCCUCUUCACCACGCAGAAAAACACUCCUUUGGGAACUAAACUGAAAUAUGAGGUGGACACAAGCGGGAUCUUCCACAUCAACCAAGAGAUAUUCAGAAUGUUUCCAAAGGAGAUGCCGUACUAUCGUUCCCAGUUUAAGAAAUGCGCUGUGGUUGGAAACGGAGGGAUUCUGAAGAACAGCCGAUGCGGACGAGAGAUUGACAGUGCAGAUUUUGUCUUUCGAUGCAAUUUGCCUCCCGUAUCUGAGAAGUAUAUCACAGACGUUGGCGUAAAGACCGACAUCGUGACGGUUAAUCCCAGCAUAAUUACUGAAAGGUUCCACAGACUAGAGAAAUGGAGGAAGCCUUUCUUUGACGUCUUGCAAGUUUACGAGAACGCCUCAGUGCUCCUGCCUGCCUUCUACAACACCCGCAAUACGGACGUCUCCAUCCGGGUCCGUUACGUCCUGGAUGACUUUCAGUCCCAGCAGGCCGCCUACUUUUUCCACCCCCAAUAUCUCAUCAACGUCUCGCGCUACUGGCUCAAUCAGGGCGUGCGGGCCAAGCGGAUCAGCACGGGGCUGAUCCUUGUGACGGCGGCCUUGGAACUGUGUGAGGAAGUGCACCUUUUUGGGUUUUGGGCUUUCCCCAUGAACCCCUCAGGGAUCUACAUUACCCAUCACUACUAUGACAAUGUCAAACCUCGGCCAGGAUUCCAUGCUAUGCCUUCAGAAAUCUUCAACUUUCUCCACAUGCACAGCAAAGGCAUACUGCGGGUCCAUACAGAUGCCUGCAGCUGCUGUUGAGAGAGGGUCAGGGAAAAUUUGAUGGCUUUCACGUUGUUUUAAGAAAAAAAGAAAAGAAAAAUGGGAGAAGAUGCAACACCUUGGUCGCCCCAUCCACGUGACUGUUUCUGGGGCAGAAGGAAGGGUCUACGUACCUGAGGUGGCUUUUAGCGCCUUUAAGUAUUUAUGUCUUCUGAAUGUGACCCUGUGGGGAGAUUAUUAAGUGACCACAUUCUGAAAGAAAAUAUUUGUGACUGUGAGAUCUGGACAUUUCGUGUAAGAAGAGUUUUAUUUUAUCUAGAGAUUUAUGCAAUAAUGGUUGAUCAGCCCGUGUUUCUUCAAAGGCUUUGCCUUUCUCGAGAGCUGGCGUUUCCAGCGCUUUCCCUUUGCUAGCCUGCCAUGUAGGCUCUCUCCUCCAGCUUUUAUAUCCUUGACACACCUUGGACUGCAGCGCCCAUCAUCCCCAGCCACUGCGGAUGAUCAGAGCUGUCAUCCAAGAUGUCUCGAGGGCAAAGGGUCGUGGAGGAAGGCUACGGUAGGGUUCAUGUCAUUGGGAGGAUAGAGACUGUAUCCUUUUGCAAGAACCCACGCACUGCCCUAAACCCCAUGAAGAAUCUCAUGAGCCACAUUAAUGUAGAGGUUUUAGACUUGAAAUAGAGCACAACACUGUCAUGAUUCAUUUCUUCCACUCCAAGAAAGCACCAGACCUAAGUAUGCUUAAUGAGGCAGAAGGCCCAGGCUUGCUGUUGUCCAUCCAUGGUAUUAAUAGUCACGUGACUCAUCAGGGGAUGGAUGUGGGGGUGGGGGGGCAUUGGUUUUGCACAUGGUCUCUCCAUCUGCUUCUGUCCUAGGGCCAGAACACAGAAGAUGCGUAGCUUUGCAAUUAGAAGCAGAGCUAGGUUAAGUAGUAAAGGCUGUGUGUUUAUCUUCUAAUAUUUUUCUUCCAGCUUCAGAAUUACAAGUCAGUUUACUUCUGCUUUGGGAUUGGCCAUCUGGAGGAAAAAAGCAC
Molecule: messenger RNA, 2206 nt
Organism: Pogona vitticeps (central bearded dragon)
Lineage: Eukaryota; Metazoa; Chordata; Lepidosauria; Squamata; Agamidae
Source: RefSeq, a predicted model, not a curated record